This is a messenger RNA of Fusarium falciforme, 672 nucleotides long. RefSeq lists its product as hypothetical. Bases 1 to 672 code for a protein of 223 amino acids. The record is from RefSeq and is a predicted model, not a curated record. The transcript has a single exon. NCBI's taxonomy places the organism in Eukaryota, Fungi, Ascomycota, Sordariomycetes, Hypocreales, Nectriaceae.
AUGCCCUCCUCUCUCGUCACUUCUCUCCUUUGGACAGACCCCGAUGAUAUCCUGGUGGCCAAGGUCCUCGGUGCUAAACCCUCGGCUACCACCUACCUCCUAGGCUGCACCCCGGAGCCCGACGGCAGGGACUGCGGCCUCUACGCGGCCUUGACCUUGGGUCCAUGGGCCAGUGAGACACCGCCGCCGGGCGCCGCCAGGGCGGGUGACUUCGACCUCGACAUCACUGAUUCGAUUUAUCCCUGGACGUUCUCGAUGCACUGUGAGAUGAGUGGGACUGUUCCACAAAAAUGCACUACAAUCAACUUCGGGGACGACAAUGAUGGUCACCCCACGGCGACUUUUGGAUCAGAAGAAGAUGGGGAAGAGGAAGAGCUUGGCGGAUUGGUCUACGCGACCGUGACAAUCACAGAGGGCCUCGAGUUGCUUGCGGCGACAUAUUCUAGUUCUCACGAGACUACGGCUGCUUCGACUGAGGAGACAUCCGCCGGCGCCUCGUCGACCGCUGAAAGUGCAGCCUCUGCAACGGCUACAAGCAGUGAAACAGGCGGAACAGAGAGUUCAAGCGGCACUUCCACGCCUGAAGCCACCUCUGCAGCCGCUUUUUGCGAAACUCGCGUGUUGACUGCCAUGUUUGUGGCUGGCCUGGCUAUGGCGAUGGUGUUUUCGUGA